AAUACCCUCUAAAUCCUAAAUCUAGAUCUCCGCGAAUGCUGAUUAUUAAAAAAGGCAAUACAAAAGAUUUGCAGAUAUCUGGAUUUCCUGUGGGAGGAAAUAUUCAUUCAUCACAAUUGGUUGGGAAUGGAACUGGCCUGAAUGUCUACAAAGGUUUAGUUCCUAAACCUAUUAUUCCACCAGCAAAGAUCACACAGUGGAAAAGCCAAACAAAAGAGAACAAAACUGGGCCUUCUUCAUUUCCUCAUGACUCUGCAUAUGGUAGUGGAAAUUUUAGUGCUUUAAAACCUACUGCCAAGCCUAUUGGAUCACACAAGUCAGUGAAAGAGUGUAAUCGGUCAAAUUCCUUAUCUCCAGUUGAUAAACUUGGCCAGCCUCGUUUAACCAAAUUAACACGCACACGCACUGAUAAGAAGAGUGAAUUUUUGAAGAUGUUAAAACGGGAUCCAGUGGAAGAACAUGAUGAAAAUUGUGUUGAGCAAGAGAAGGAUGAUGAUGAUGAUGAAUUUAAUUUACAUAACAGCAACAGUGGCCACCAAGGGAGGGACGUAAACCGGAAUUUUGAAAAUGAGAAUCCUCAGCAGAUGAUCCAGUCUUCAGCAUUUCCGCAGACUGAUAUCCUUUCGAGUUCACUUGAGGCAGAACAUCGGUUGUUAAAGGAAAUGGGUUGGCAGGAAGACAGUGAAAAUGAUGACACUUGUGCUCCACUAACUGAGGAUGAAAUGAGAGAAUUUCAGAUCAUUAGUGAACAGUUGCAAAAAAAUGGCCUCAGAAAAAAUUGUAUUCUAAAAAAUGGUCUCAUCUGUGACUUCAAGUUCAAUCCCUGGAAAAACAGCACUUUCAAAGCAAUGCUUGAGAAUGAAGAUACAGAGACAAGCAGCAGUGACACAUCAGAUGAUGAUGUGUGAAGAGUUGACGAUUUGUACUGCAUCUCAUGCAAUUUCAGAAAUGUUGAAAAAAGGAGAACUAUACUCUUAUGUAGUGAUAUGCACCAGUAGAAGGAGGAUCUUUGGACUCCUCAUGAAGGAACCUAAGAUUGUUAUGCUAAUGAGCUGUGUUGAACCUGAUUUUUAAUUUCUUUGUAAAUGGAUGUUGUAGAAAAGAGAACUUUUUUCCACAUUGCCUUUCUUCAUCACUGCAGCAUUUCUCUGACUAGCAAUGUGAUAAUGUAAGAAAAUGAGAUUUUCUCAUUUAAUAAUAAUAAAAAAAGAUUAUGUAAUAUUUGGCAAAGUUUUGUCUUAAAACUGUGCAGGUGUAAGGGAUAAAAUGGCAGCUUGACUCAGUAUGUUGCUCACUGAGGCAGAUUUAUUUUACAAUGGAAAUUUUGAGUGCUCACUUUGUGCACAGACAAUAUACAGGGAAGCAUGUCUGCUAACAAAAGUGCACUAAAACAUCUAUUUCCUGAACUGUUACAGUUCUACUUCUUGAAACAAAGCAGUAAUUCUCUAGCAGUUUAUUCUACAGUAAUUAUGAAAAGACUUGCUUCAGUUCCAAAUUUUAUGGAAGUGGUGUAAAUCAAAAGCUUUAUUUGGAUGCUGCAAGACCCAGGAAUCUGGAUCCUACAAAAUUGGUUCUGAUCCUUGUGGGGAAAAUAAAUAUUAUUUUGAUAAAUUAUUCCGAUGCAGAAAGUUUAUUUCUUGGGCUGGAUCUAUCCAACAUGUACAAAAUAAAAACUCUUAGAAUUUUGAAACAUUCCAC
Molecule: messenger RNA, 1698 nt
Organism: Protobothrops mucrosquamatus (brown spotted pit viper)
Lineage: Eukaryota; Metazoa; Chordata; Lepidosauria; Squamata; Viperidae
Product: vasculin
Biological process (GO): DNA-templated transcription; positive regulation of DNA-templated transcription
Cellular component (GO): nucleus
Molecular function (GO): DNA binding; RNA binding
Source: RefSeq, a predicted model, not a curated record